Molecule: messenger RNA, 2112 nt
Organism: Aphidius gifuensis
Lineage: Eukaryota; Metazoa; Arthropoda; Insecta; Hymenoptera; Braconidae
Exons: 4
Coding region: 292-2004 (570 amino acids)
Biological process (GO): SCF-dependent proteasomal ubiquitin-dependent protein catabolic process
Cellular component (GO): SCF ubiquitin ligase complex
Molecular function (GO): protein binding
Source: RefSeq, a predicted model, not a curated record
UUAUUUAAAUAAUUGGCUACUCCGGUAAUUGUUUCCUUAAAAUUUUGCUGAUUUUAAUUGAUUUUUCUGUAGUUAGAUGAAUCAAUAUUUAGCUAGUGACAGAAAACACUUGUUUAGGUUAUGUUUAUGUCAAUAUUUUGAUCAACAAUUUCUUUAUUUAUAGUUGAAAAACACUCUCUAUAUUUAACUAUGUUCAUUUGAUUGUUUAAUUAUUUGGCAUAAAAAAUUUAAUAAUCUUGAUAGUCCAAUAAUAUGUAUUGUUUAUAUUUACAGUAUAUUUACUCAUAAGCCAUGAUGGGUGCAAAGAGGAUAUGUAUUGACAAAGAUCAACAAACCUCUACAGAUAAUGUUGACGAGAAAAUGGAUCUCAUCAACUCUCUUGAUAAUGAUUCCUUAGCACAAGUAUUUAUGAUGCUGCCAAUAUCUGAGCGAAUAACUAUGGAUCAAGUCUGUUCCAAAUGGAAAGAGGCCUGUCAACUAGCUUGGCAUGACAUUAAAAAAUACAAAUGUACCAAUACAAUUGUUCGCAAUCAUGAAAAAUGUAUUUUAACACAAUCAUAUGUAGAAAAAAUAUUAUUCAAUUGUGGUAUUUAUUUAAAAGAAUUGAUUCUUUCAAAAUUUUGUAACUCAAGUAUCAUGCCAGUAAUUGCUGAAUACUGCAAGGAUUUAACAACACUUGAAUUUGAAAUUAUCAGAUUUGAAACUUAUGAUACUGAUUACUUUGGUGAAGCAUUUAAACAGUUGGAUCAAUUGAAAGUCGUUAAAAUACAUAUAUCUGGAUAUAUAUUUCAAUUUCAAAUGCUGAAUAGUCUUCCAAAAGAUAUAACUGAAAUUCAUUUAUUUUUUGGACUUAAAGUUGUAUACCCGGAACAAUGUUUUUGGUUAUCACCAUCACCAGUAUCACCAUCACUUUUCUCUUUGAGAAAAUUAACUAAUCUACAAAGCUUGACAAUACGUUCUUACGAUAUCACUGACAUUAUCGAAGAAAUAUCAAAAAAAACAACACUUGUUUAUCUCGAUCUCCAAGAAUGUAAGACUGAAAAUAAGAUUUUUACAUUCAAUGAACUUUCAAACUUGGAACACCUCAACAUUAAGGACGUGUUCUUCAUAGAUAGUCAAUCGAAAAUUAUUCCAGAUCUACUCAGUGGUAUUUUCAAUAAAUGCAAAAAGCUAAAACAUCUUGAUGCACCAGAUUUUGAUGUUGAUCUAGCUGAAAUUGAAAUGGAAAACUGGGUAAACUUGGAAAACUUGGUAUAUUUAAAUAGUCGCUGGCGAGCUAGUGAUGCUUUAAUCGAAAAAAUCAUCGGGUAUUGCAAUAAUUUAGAAUUUAUAAAUACUGAUACAUUAAAUAGUAAAUCUAUUAUAAAAUUAACAAAAUUAGAAAACCUCAAUUAUUUAGACUUUGAGAGGACAAAUAAUGUCAAUAAAGAAGUAAUGGUUGCAAUUUCAAAUAAUUGUAAAAAACUAAAACAUCUAGUACUUCCAAUGUAUAAUAAAGUGGAGGCAUCACUUUUUGAUGAUUUAUCAAAAUUGCAAUAUAUUGAAAGUUUAAAUUUGGCAUUUAGUUACAAACUUGAAGAUAGUGCUAUUAUUGCUAUUGCUAAAAAUUGUAAGCUCUUAAAAAGUUUGAAUCUUCGAAGGUGUCACUCUAUCACUUCAACUGCUUACAUUGCUUUAGCGAGUUUAAAAAAUUUGAAUGAACUAGACGUUGAAUCGAAUGAAAAUGUUGAAGACACUUUUAUUGUCAAAUUAAGAGGAAUAAAAAGUUUAAAUUGUUCUGAAUGCAACAAUCUUACUGAUGCUGGUGUCAUUCAAUUUAUAAAAAAUAAUCCAGAUCUUGAAUUUCUUGAUAUCAGCUGUAACAAAAAAAUUACAAUUGAUACGAUUUUUGCUGCAGAUGAGGCAGUUAAAAAUCGUACAAAUGACACUUUUUUAUGUAUAAAAACUCGUGAUCCAGUUCUGAAAGAAGCUUGCAUUAAAUCUCAAUGGUUAACUUGUGAUUAGAAUGGAAUUGGAGUAUUUUUUUCUUCAGCAGGUACAUCUUGUAUCUUUUCUACAUUCCUACAAAAAAAUCACAUUUAAAAUAGUGAAAAUUCAAUCAAAAUCAUUACA